AUGGCGUCUGUGUUAUUCACCGGUACACGAUAUGGCUUCAAAGCCACUUCUGAUGGCCUUAUUUUUAUCACCCCAGUGUUCAUCAAAUAUAACGAGGAAAUGGCAUCCUACUCGCGUCAAGCCUACCUUGCUGAAGACCCUGGUGGGGUUCUCCGUGAUAUUGAAGUCGACGAAGAAGCAAUGAUGUCACCGCAUCGAGUCGAUCAAGGAGGCAUCCCGCUCGUCUGCUACGCUUGCGAAAAGAUUCCAACCUUCUCUGAUCUUUCUCAUCUGAUCACCCAUGUCAGCUCAAAGGCCCACCUACUGGAGCUUUACAACCUACGCAUCAAGAGUUAUGGCAACGAAGCAUGCGCUGCUCAAGCUCGCAAGUUCGAAAUCUGGAACCAGACAUACAACAUUGACCAGUUGGUUCGGCAGCGUAUGGAGGCAAGGGACGAAAAAGGUAUCCAGCCACAGCGACGUGGCUAUACUCAGAGAGACGAAGCCUCUGGUCGAUCGACAGCACGUCGUGGCGCUCGCGGUACUCGUGGCCGUCGUGGCAAUGUGAACUCCCGUGGUCGCAGUCGCAAAGUUUCUGAUCUUACGGAUAUCAAACACGAGCCAGAUGAUGGCAUGAGCUUUGGAGAUGGCUAUGAAGACCUACAAGGUCCUUCAAUUCAUUCUUGGCAAACUAACCUUAACCCGCUCAUGUCCCAAGAGGGUGAUCUAGAUCUGAUACCACAGGGAAACUUCGAAGACUGGGGAGACGAAGAGGAUCUCGUAAAAUAUGAGUCUUCGGAGGCUGAAAGUUCCUACCCAUCGGAGAACCUCACCGAGGUCACAGAAGUUAACGAGAACGAUACGGGUAGCCUUAGUCUCAAGGGUGUGGUAUAUCCUGGCAUGGGUCUCUUUGAUGCCGCUAAGGAGGAACAACGGCGUAAGAGAAACCAGCGCAAGCCUCCCGCUGUUCUUCUGCAGCUGGAAAUCAACUCGAGAAUGGUUACAACGCAAGAAGAUGUAUAUGAUUUAAAUCUCGAGUACCAACGAUCUAGAGAUGUUUAUGAUGAUCCAUCCAUCGAUGGGAGCGAGGACGAGGACGAUGUAGAGAGAAAGCCUAGACGUCGAGGCGCCCAAGCCCACGCAACUUUAGUUUCCAAGAGGGCAAAGCACCGUACUUCAUCUCGUGAUACUCGCACCACACGUACUACUCGAGCAGCGGCACAGGCUGCACAACGGUUCACAUCGACAGAAGACUUCAUUCCGCCAGCGCACAGUCGAACUUUGAACGCCGGGGGGAGGAUUGCGAGAUCUGCUUCAAAUUGCGGUUCAGUGUCACAGGCCCAGCUACCCCUUCAUAAUCAUGGGUUUCAGGGAGAAAGUAGCAUAAUCCACGAUCCUUUGGUUAUGGACAAUGACCUAGGUUGGGUGCUACCCCAUGAAUCUGCCGGUGACACUCCGGCUGACAUUGAACAGCAGACGUUGCCGAUACCCCCCCUGGUAGACGAAGGCGACAGUGAGUCAUUAAUAAUGUCCCAAUUCGCGUAUACUGGGCUCACAUACCUUGACAGUCAAGACCGUCUACCCGGCCUUGCCUUACGACCAGGCAACCCGAAUCUGUCGUUCGCGUCUCCAAGCCCUAGUCUCAAACGACCCUCAUCGCAUUUUCUCGGGAAGGAGAAUGAUAGCUUAGCACGAAAACCGCCGGUCGCAUCCUCGAACCCCUAUCUACAGUCCAUCAAUUCUACCCACAAUGAGAAUUACAACCCGCUUUAUGUCCAACCUCAAGACGGACUUGCGUUUCGCAUGUACGAUACGUAUGAAGAGGACGUAAAGCCGGUAACAGGUUUCCACCCUGUCAAUGGUCACGACGGGUUCAACUCUUUACAGAUGCAGGCUCAUCAUGGUGCAACGUAUGCCUCCAACCAGACCGGUGCUGACGAUUUCGAUAUUUAGAAUAUCGCAUUUAUUUGGUACGACCUACACGUCUCGAGUCGUCGGCUAGCG
This is a messenger RNA of Daldinia loculata, 1983 nucleotides long. RefSeq lists its product as uncharacterized. The record is from RefSeq and is a predicted model, not a curated record. Lineage: Eukaryota; Fungi; Ascomycota; Sordariomycetes; Xylariales; Hypoxylaceae. The transcript has 4 exons. Bases 1 to 1932 code for a protein of 643 amino acids.